Molecule: messenger RNA, 7495 nt
Organism: Caenorhabditis angaria
Lineage: Eukaryota; Metazoa; Nematoda; Chromadorea; Rhabditida; Rhabditidae
Source: the annotation of a GenBank genome assembly
AUGGAUUCGAAUUUUUUUGGUAAUGAUGUUUCGAUGAGCGAUCCGUUUUUGUCAUUGGAGACAAACUUGGAUGAGUUAGCCAGUAGGUUUUUAUUUUAGUAUUAAUUAGUUUUUAUUUUUCGAUUAGGGAAAUAUAAAACUUUAGAGAGGGUGUAAAAUGAUAAACUGAAAACUCACAAUUUACAAUGUACUUUCCAGCCGAUUUUUUGGUGAACGAACGAAUGGAUUUUGAUCAUAGCUGGCAGCAGCCUGGACCAUCGCAUCAAAAUCGUCCCGAACAGCUUCAGAAUCAACAGACUGUUCAACAGAAUUCAGAUGAAAGGCCUGUAAAUCAACAUAGUCCACCGCAAGAAUAUUAUGAUCCAGAGGGGUGAGUUAUAAAUAAAAGAGAUUUUCUAAUGGAUUUUGAAAAAUAUAACUAUAGUUUCCUCUCAGAAUUUGGGUAAACAGUUUGAAGUAAUUAAUUUAACAGAAUAUUUUCAAAAUACGACUAGCAUUAAAUUACAAAAAUAAAGAAAAAUCGGAACGGAAAAUUUCUUUUUUUUCAAAAAAGAAACUUCCAAAAUUAAAAAAAAAACAUUUAGCCACGGGCGAAAAAAUCAAACAUUUUUCUUCAUUGCGGACUAUUCAGAUUUUAAUUUGAUCUACCUAAAAAUCAGGGCGCUAAAAAAUCAUUUUGUUGUAUUUUCCUUUCAUUUUCACUUUUUUGUCGAUUCUCAAACGAGAGAUAAUAUGAAUCGAGGAGUGAUUAGAGCUGACUCUGGAGGGAUUCCCAUAAGGUACACUGUAGGGUACAUGACACGCCCCUUUUCCCCUAAAAGUCCGCAGUGAAAAAAGUGAGCCUUUUCACAGCUGCAAAAACCGAUUGUGCGCCAGCAAUGUCUCCUGCACUCUUCUCUCUCGCCCUCCACGGGCGUGUGUGUUUGUCGGCGUCUCUAUUGGCGCACACACUCUCUCGCCGAAAUUUUUUUUUUAAAUUUUUUCUCGAAUUUUUUAAAAAAAGCUGAAGUUAGCGGAAGUUUCAACAAAUGAAUCGUACAUGAGAAGAUAGAGGAGAAUGAGACGAAGACAGAGAAAUAUAAUUUGCUGAGUGAAAAAAUUUAUUAGGCGUGAAAAACGUGAGAUUUUGAAGUACCCUCACAAAAAAGAUAUUUUUGAAAUAUUGAAGCAAAACUUUCAAAUUUUUUGUAUGAAAUAAGAUGUUUCAUAUACUUAUGUUGCAAAAAGAAAGAAGAACUUCUUACCGGACAAUGAAUUUGUACUGUUAGACGAGAGAAUAACCAGCCUUUGUCUCAAAAAUUUCAAAGAACCGAUGUUUUUCGGGAAAAAUUUCAACAGUGAUUUGAAUAAUUACAAAUAUGGCUUACAAUUUCAUGAUAAAAUCAUGUUUUAUUUUCGCUGAGAUGUUUCUGAAGCUUUAGAAGCAGGAUCUCUUCUAACAAUCAGAAUACCACAUUAAUCAUCGAAAUUUGAAGUUCUAUCCCACAGCUCCUAAUUUUGCGGCACUUUUUGAUCGAAAUUUGAAGAAAAUCAACAAAGCUCAAGUUGAAAGCAGCAAAAAUUUAUUAAAAAUCUGUUAUUUGAAUAGUAUUAUUAACUCCACUUCGUUCAUGAUCGAAACCGUUGAUUCCACUUGGUUGACGUUCGCAAUACCUGAAAACAAAAUUGCUUGUUUGAAUUAAACAGUUUUGAAUCAUGGACAUAUGAAAUAUUAGUUCUUAUUAAAAUAAAAUGCGAUGAAAAUGAAAAUAUAAUUUUACUUUUCGAAAAUGAACGGUAGAAAUAAUAUUAGAACAUGUAUCUUGAUAUAGUUUUUGCUGCUGAGAAAGAUAGACUAAGUCUUCAUACUCCCCCGUGCCUCUAUCAUGGUGAAAUAACGUCAAAAUGACGGAAACAUUGAAUUUUCAUUAUUUCUUCAAGUGAUUUUACUAUUUUAUAAAAAUCAAUCAAAAAUUGGAAUUACCUUCAAUAAAAUCUUCCAUAGAAUCCUAAAACUCUUUUCGUGAGGCUCUCCACGUGAAUUCCUUUGUGAAUUUCUGGUCAGGUUGGCAAUCAAUUGGAUUCGUUCAUCGAAAUAAUUUUUGUUUAGCACUCUCCGACAUCUUCAUGUUUCCGUCAACUCGUAUCACGCUCAUCUAAAUAUAAAAUCAUGAUUUUUUGAUAAAUUUAGAUACGAAUAACUCACUUUUCAACAAGAAAAAUAUUGAUUCGCCGACCUCGAGAAAUGCGUCUCUAAUGCAUCGCAUCUCACUCAAAAUCAUCGGAAAUUCAUCUCCAACCAAUUGUAUAUUCAUUCCAACUCACAAAAAUUCCAACUCGAUCAAUUCCAGAAUAAAUAAAAUUUUCUUCGAAAAAAAUGGACUUCAUAAAAACAACUUUAGCAUCCGUCAGCCCCAUUUUCAUAACUCGAUCCAAACAUAAUAAAAUUCUCCUUUAAAUUCUCUACAAACGAUAGUCUGUCCGAAUAUGUGAAACUUCCUGAAAAACUAACAAAAAAAUAAAAAAGAAGAAAAAAAUUAAUUUUCUGAUGGAAAAAAACAAAAAAAAGAAAAUUUUUUUCUCGUGCAAAAACCGAAAACGCGUCAAGUGCUGGCGCGUUUCGCGCGAUCAUUCAGUUUUUGCAGCUGUGCGCUUUUUUUCUUGUUUUUUUCGCCCGUGUUUAGCGGGUAGCAAACGUGAUGAGACCCAGUUGUGUGUUCUUAUGCGCCUUGAAACAAGUACAAAAAUAUAUUUGUUUCUUUUUUUUUUCGAAAAACACUUUCAAAUUGUCUUCCUUGUUUUCAUUCUUGCGAAUAGAUGGUUAUUGUAAUAAUAAAAUGUGUGAGUUUACUUUUAAAAAACAACGCUUCCGUAAUUUCUUUUUUCAACUAGAAGUCACAUGAAUCAUCAUGCAAAUCAUGUGAAUAUUCAUAAUAAACACAAACAACUCCCAGUUUUGCGUGCUUUGGGGUCAUGAUCAAACAUAUGUGAUUAGUAUUUAGAUAAGAGCCGUUUAACUAUCAAAAAAACUGAUAUUCAAAAAAAUCAAAGACCGAGAGGAAAUCAAAAGUUCCAUAUUUUUGCAGACCGCGGGAUGUUAACACGAUUUCGUCACUGUUGACCAGGUCGCACGAUGAUUAUUUUUCACGAUUUUCGCCGCCAAAUUUCGAUCUACAUGAGCCGUCUUCUUCCAUAGCUUCAAAACAACCAUUGAUGAGUAAUGGGCCAGCAAGAAUGUUAUCUGGAUUAACAGGAAAUGAGGCAUAUUCUCCAUCAGAUGCUUAUCGACCAAUGUCAUUAGCUCAACAAUUAGCAGCUCCCGCAAUGACACCAACACAAAAUAAUUUAUAUAUAAAUGUUGUUGAACAAAAACCAACUCAUUCAAUGUUAAUGAAUCAACAAAUGUUGUCACCGCCACAUCAAUCAAUUGAAAUGCAAAAUCUACAAUCUCCGCCAUAUCAUCAACAAGAUUUCUUCUCAUCUCCGCCACAUUAUAAUUUCAAUUCAAAUAAUCAUGAUAAUUCAGCAAUUUAUAAUAGUCCACCACAAACAUCUAGAAUGACACCAAGUAGUAGUAAAGAGAAAAAACUGAAUAUUGAAGAAAAACCAACGAAUACAAAAGAGGAAUUAUUGAGAAUACUGGUGAAUAUGUCACCAAGUGCUGUUGAAAAAUUGAAAAAGAAAAAAGAACCAAGUUCUGGGGGAGGAGGAGGAAUGAUAGCAUCGCCAACACCAACUGGACCACCGCCAAAUAAUUCGAGCGGAAAAAUGAAUGGACAUCGUAUUGUAGAAAAUAAUGAAGAAGAAGAUGAUGAUGAUAGUGAUUCGGGAGAAAUGAAUUUGACACCCGUCAGAAGAGGUUCGUACAAUUUUUCACUGGAAAUACCUUAAAAACUGCCACGUCAUAGCUUGGUCUAGAACUUGCUGAAAAUUUAAAAAAAAAAAUUAUCUAGAUAUUUCAUUUCUUCAAAAACAUCAAUGAUCAAGAGAAAACCUUAUCUAGAAACUAUGAUUAUUUUUGAAGAAAAAAGGCAGAGCAAAAAGUCGAAUCAGGAAGUUUUCCGGAGUUUUUUUUUCGAGAAAUGAUUUUGAAAAUUUUCCACGAAAAUUAAGAAAUAGCCACGUAUUUUUUCACGUUUUCUCUUCAUUUCAAUCAAAAAUGUAAUCAUUUCUCAAAUUUUUAGGACCGAAAACCGAACGUCGAACAGCUCACAAUUUAAUCGAGAAAAAAUAUCGGUGCUCAAUUAAUGAUCGAAUACAACAUCUGAAAACAAUAUUGGCUGGAGAUGAAGCUAAACUAUCAAAAUCGGCAACUCUUCGGAAAGCAAUUGAACAUAUCAGUCAACUACAAUCCGAAAAUAAUGCGCUGAAAAAUGAGGUGGAGAAAUUGAGAAAUGUUUUGAGUUCGCAUGGAUUGCCUGUGAGUUUUUCAAUGGGGAUUUACCAAAUUCCAGUCAGAAAUUAAAAUUGAAUUAAUAUUUUGGCACUAGAAAUCCACGUGGCAAUCAAGUGUUACAAAUUAGAAUUUUGGUAGCUAAUUUCCACAUUUAAAAAACUUUGAAAAAUUUUAGCGAUUUGAAAAAUAAUUCCCUUAAAAAUGAAUAUUUUUACAGUACCCUCCACCUGAACCAGUUCGAUAUCAAUCUCCUGAUUAUUCAAUGCAAUCACCAAUCGAAUCUUCACCUUCGCCACCACGAAACGAGAAAAAACGACGAAUUCAACAACACCAUCAAAUGGCGAAUGGUGGGAGUGAGAGGGUGACCCUAUUCGCCAUGUUGAUGGCUGUUCUCAUCUUCAAUCCGUUAGGGUUAACCCUAUUCUCUUAAUUUUUUGAUAAUAAUUUCUAUUUAUUUGCAGGUUCCUAGCAAGUGGUGUUUUGGCGACUGGCGCUUCAACGGUUGAUCGAAAAAUCCCGGUUGCGUCGCCUUUUGAACAUGGAAGAAUUUUGGAUGACUCACAGAUAAUUGAACCCGAACAAUGGCAUAAUAGUAUAAUUCGACCGCUUUUUGUGUGGACCAUCAAUAUUUUUGUGGUUGUUUGUGUUUUGAUGAGAUUGUUGGUUUAUGGAGAACCGGUGCAGGAUUUUAAAUCGGGAUCUUGGAGUAAUUUUGUGAAGACAAGAGAGCAGGCGAGAGAAGAGAUUGUGGCGGGAAAUUUGAGAGAGGCGCAGAGACAGUUUUGUGAAUGUUUGGUGGUGAGUUAGAAAUUAAACAAAAGUCCUUUAUGUAGUUUUCCAAAUUCAGCUUUUCAAAUAUUUUAUCAAAAAUCUUCAAAUUUUUAAUUUUCCACAUCAACAUUUUAUAAAUAUAACCUUUACAAAUUUAAUUUUCAAGAAAAAUUGGAUAAAUUUUAACAGCCACAGUACUUUCCAGUUACAGUGUGCAAAAUCUGGUAUGAAAAGUAUAGUUUUGAUCUACCGUAAUCCAGUUCUUUUUACAGUAAACCUGAAUACAGUUGAGUUACAAUUUUUCCCAAAAACGUUUUUUUUCUUCAGAUUCUUGACCGACCGCUUCCAAGUCCAGGAAUCGAAGCAACAAUUUCAGUAAUCUGGGAAUGUAUUCGACAUCUUCUAAAUUGGCUUUGGAUUGGUCGAUGGAUGUCUCGAAGAAGAAGAUCAACAUCAACUCCAGUUUCCGUAGUUUGUCGAAGUCAUGCACAAACAGCUGUUCUUUACCAUGAAAUCAAUCAAAUUCAUUUAAUGGGAAUUACUGAAUAUUCUGAUGAUUCAGAUGAAGUUUAUAAUAUAUCUGGAUUAUAUUUGGCAUUAUCAGCUGUGAAUUUAGCUGAAUCUGCUGGAGCAUCAUUAGAUGGUUUACCUCGAAGUAUUAUGGCACAGAUUUAUAUUGCUGCUUCGAUUCGAUGUCGAUUGGCUUUGCCAAAAUUGUUGGCCCCAGUUGUUUCCGGAUAUUUUUUGAGAAGAGCAAGAAGGCAUAUUCGAAGAGCUCCAGAACAAACAGUUUCACAUUUAUUGUGGUUAUUCCAUCCGGCAACACGGAAAUAUAUGUCCGAUGAAAAACGAUUGAAAUUUAUUUUGGAAUCUAAACAGAAACUCAGGUUUGGAUCACUGGUUGAAGAUGAUCUCAGUGAGUUUUUUUUUUGGUUCCGAAAUUCAAUAAUAAUUCUGAAAAGCCAAGCCAGUUCCAAAACAAUUUAAUUUUUAAUUUCAUAUUGGAUUCACAAAAAAGAUUUUGACAAAUCCUAAAACUUUUUAUUUUCCAGGUUCUCCAUUAUCUCGACUUCGCGCAACUCUCAAAAUCCAUCUUCUCACAAAACUAGUCACCGAAUUAGUUGGCGGCGAUGAAAUUCUUCAAAAUUCUCCUCCAACAACAGAUAUGAUUAAUUUAACUGAAGAAGAAGUUGAUAUUGUUGAUAUUUCGCGACUUUUAGUAUCAAUUUCAACACAAUGUAUAAUUGCAACAAAUGGAAAAGAUGAAUCAACAAAGUUUGGAAAUUGGCUAAAUCGAAAUGGUGAUGCUUGUUGUACUUGGUGGACACAUGUUUUAACAUGUGGAAUUUAUUGGAGAAAUGGAAAAAAUGAUUUGGCUAGAAAACAUUAUUCAUUAAUCAGAAAAUGUCCAGAUGUUAUUUUAAAAGAGUAAGCAUUAAUUAUCAUUAUUGAUUAGUUAAUUAAUUUUUUGCAGUGCUCUUGGCCUCGCUGUUGGUCAUGCUCUUUGUGCUCGAAAAAUCUGCAUCGAAGAUCGUGAAUCUUCGAAAGUUAGCCAAUUUGUUUGUAUGCACACGAAAAAAUCAUUGGAAUCUUUGAGAUUGUAUUCGGUUUCAAGAACACCUGGAAUUGUGAAUGCUAUUCAGGUUGGUAUUGAUUUUUUAGUGGAAAAUUGUGAUAAAUCGGAAAACUACGAUGCUCCGCGUUCACAGCUUGAAAAAGGGACCACGUGAACGUGGAGCAUCGUUUAAAAUUUGUAAGAUUAUUUUUCAUUUAAAAAAACAUGAUUUUUGGUUUCAAACGAUACUCCACGACGGGGUCAUUUUUCGUUUGGAACAAGGCUGAUACAAAUUUUCAUUUGAUAUUCUCCACAAAAAAUAAAAAUUUCAGUUGGAACAAAAUCUGAAAAAUCUCAAUUUCCAUAUCGAAAAAUUCCAAUUUUCAACCAAAAUUCUACUUUUUUAAUUCCAGGAAGGAGUCCGUCGAAUGGCCUACGAAUGGAUAAUGAGUUCACUUCUGGAUGCAUGGCGAACAAAUCUUUUCACAUCAAAACCAUAUUGGAUUCAAACAUUCAAAGGACAUUCAAUAUUUUCAACACUUUAUCAAGAAGCUUAUAAUCAUUAUUCUCUAAUUCAUGGAAAUCGAGGUGAUUGUUGGCGACUUUUUGUAUAUGAAUUGACUUGUCGAAUGUUGAAUGGUGCAAAUCCUCAAGCAACUUGGUCUGGAAUUCGACGAGUUCGAACAACUCGAAUGAAUGCGGUUAGAGGGAGAGUUUCUAUGAAAAGAUCAUCUCAGCCUGAUGCUUUUCAUCUUCAUACACUUUGUAAAUUACAUUCCAAUUUGGAUUUGUGA